AUGGUUAAUUUCACAAUCGAUCAAAUUCGUGCCCUAAUGGACAAGAGGACAAACAUCAGAAACAUGUCCGUCAUUGCCCAUGUUGAUCAUGGAAAGUCCACCCUUACCGAUUCUCUUCUCAUGAAAGCUGGAAUCAUUUCCUUACAGAAAGCUGGAGACGCCCGUGCCACUGAUACUCGUGCCGAUGAACAGGAACGUGGUAUUACCAUUAAAAGCACAGCUAUCUCUUUGUAUUUUGAGCUUUCCGAAGCUUUCAUGUCCGAUGUAAAGCAAGUUACUGACGGCAGAGAUUUCUUAAUCAACCUUAUCGAUUCUCCAGGGCACGUAGAUUUCUCUUCUGAAGUUACGGCUGCUCUUCGUGUAACCGACGGUGCCUUGGUGGUUGUAGAUACCGUUGAAGGUGUGUGUGUGCAGACUGAAACCGUUUUAAGACAAGCUCUUACUGAACGUAUCAAACCAGUACUCAUCAUUAACAAGGUCGAUCGCGCACUCUUGGAGCUCCAGCUGCCACCAGAAGAACUUUACCAAACAUUCCUCCGUGUUAUUGAAAGUGUCAAUGUCAUUGUUUCCACCUACAAUGAUGCUGCUCUUGGAGACUGUCAGUUGUACCCGGACAAAGGAAACAUCGCUUUUGGAUCUGGUCUCCACGGAUGGGCAUUUACUCUUCUUCAAUUCGCAGAGCUCUAUUCUAAAAAGUUUGGUGUCGAUAAGGAGAAAAUGAUGGAACGUCUUUGGGGUGACAAUUAUUAUAACCCAAAGACCCGUAAAUGGACCAAAAAUGGCGUCGAUGAAGAUGGCAAGCCCCUACAACGUGGAUUUUGUAUGUUCGUUUUGGAACCCAUCUACAAGAUCUUCGAAAGCGUAAAAAACGGCAGCAAAGAAGCCAUUGUUGACAUGAUGGCUAAGCUUAACGCUACUCUGACUCCUGAUGAAUCGGAAAUGCAAGGAAAGGAGCUUUUAAAGACGGUUAUGAGAAAAUGCUUCCCCGCUGCUGACGCUCUUCUUGGAAUGAUGAUCAUCCAUUUGCCCUCGCCUCUUACUGCCCAAAAGUAUCGUUCUGAGAUUUUGUAUGAGGGACCGCAAGAUGAUGAGUGUGCAAAGGCUAUUGCCAACUGCGAUCCAAAUGGUCCCCUGAUGUUGUACGUCUCCAAAAUGGUUCCCACUUCUGACAAGGGAAGGUUUUUCGCUUUUGGUCGCGUGUUUUCUGGAAAAGUUGCUUCUGGCAUGAAGGUUCGCAUUCAAGGCCCAAAUUACGAGCCCGGUAAAAAAGAUGAUCUGUUCUUAAAGAGUAUUCAGCGCACCGUCCUCAUGAUGGCCUCCAAAGUCGAGCCAAUCGAGGACUGUCCCGCCGGAAACAUUGUCGGUCUUGUUGGUAUUGACCAAUAUCUUCUUAAAUCUGGAACGAUCACCACGUCCGAGACUGCCUACAACCUCAAGGUCAUGAAGUUUUCUGUCUCCCCCGUUGUUCAAGUUGCCGUUGAUGUGAAGAAUACAAAUGAUUUGCCAAAACUUGUUGAGGGUCUUAAGCGCCUUUCCAAGUCUGAUCCGUGUGUGCAAUGCAUAACAAAUGAAUCUGGAGAACACAUUGUCGCCGGCGCAGGAGAACUACAUCUUGAGAUUUGCUUAAAGGAUUUGGAAGAGGAUCAUGCCUGUGUCGCGAUAAAGGUUUCUCCCCCUGUUGUUUCUUAUCGUGAAACCGUUACUGCCCUCUCGGCUGUUGCUCUUUCAAAGUCUCCCAAUGCACACAACAGAAUCUAUCUAACUGCUGAACCAAUCGACAAUGAGCUUUGCAUAGACAUCGAUGCCAAGAGAGUUACCUCAAAAGACGAUUUUAAGAUUCGCGCUCGCUACCUUUCUGAAACUUAUAAUUGGCAAGUUGAGGAUGCCCGUAAAAUUUGGUCCUUCGGUCCUGAAGCAGUUGGCCCAAAUGUAUUGGUUGACAUGACAAAAGGUGUUCAAUACCUCAAUGAAAUCAAGGAUUCAUGUACUUCUGCCUUCCAGGGAGCCACAAAGGAAGGUGUUUUGUGUGAAGAGAAUCUCAGAGGCUGUCGCUUCAAUUUGAUUGAUGUCACUAUGCAUGCUGAUUCCAUUCAUCGCGGAGCAGGACAGAUUGUCCCCACUAUGCGUCGCGCAAUUUAUGCUGCUUCUUUGAUGGGAAAGCCUGCUAUCAUGGAGCCUGUUUAUCUUGUUGAAAUCCAAUGUCCCCAGACUGCCAUGGGUGGUAUUUAUGGCGUCCUCAAUCGUCGCCGUGGACACGUAUUUUUUGAGGAACAGCGCCCUGGAACUCCCCUCUUCUCCAUUAAAGCAUUUAUGCCGGUUAACGAAUCCUUUGGAUUUACUGCAGAUCUUCGUUCUCACACUGCCGGCCAAGCUUUUCCCCAGUGUGUGUUUGAUCACUGGCAGCAAUUUCCUGGAAGUCCCUUGGAGGCCAACUCGAAGAUUUCGGUCAUUGUCAAGGAGAUCCGUCGUCGAAAGGGACUUUCUGAAGAUAUCCCGGCCUUGGAUCGCUAUUUGGACAAGUUGUAA
Messenger RNA from Mitosporidium daphniae, 2526 nucleotides. RefSeq lists its product as uncharacterized. Gene Ontology annotation, cellular component: cytosol; ribonucleoprotein complex. Gene Ontology annotation, biological process: translational elongation. Lineage: Eukaryota; Fungi; Microsporidia. Gene Ontology annotation, molecular function: translation elongation factor activity; GTPase activity; ribosome binding. The transcript is spliced from 2 exons. The record is from RefSeq and is a predicted model, not a curated record. Bases 1 to 2526 code for a protein of 841 amino acids.